AUGCCGAUAUGCGAACAAUCAGCCGCCGUUCAGGUUCAACAAUGUUACGGUGGCGCUGAUGCGACUUGCGAGGCGAUUGGCGCUUUGGCAUACGAUUGUAUUUGUGAUUCCGACGAUUGCACCCUCAACAAUCCGAUCUCUUUCUGUUGUCCGUCAAGGGCUUUCGCCUGCAUUCAACCACCAAACGAGGGCCACACUCCACCAGGCGGUGGCACAACUCUCAACCAUUGGUAUCACGAUCCGAUCACUGGUAAACGCACUUUAUUG
Messenger RNA from Mesorhabditis belari, 267 nucleotides. Lineage: Eukaryota; Metazoa; Nematoda; Chromadorea; Rhabditida; Rhabditidae. The record is from the annotation of a GenBank genome assembly.